CUACGGCUCGUUCGCCAGUUCCGGUCACGUUGCUGGGUGUUUACGCCUGGAAGCUACCCCAGACCCCCUUCGGCGCCCCGGAGCCCCCCGGAGCCCCGGCACCACGGCCCCGCAGCCUCGGAGCAGCUGAUGGCGCGGCAGCCGGGGCGGGCGCUGCGGAACCCCGGGCGCAGCUAGCGCGGGGAAGGAGAGCUCCUCCCCCAGCCCGGCCCGCGGACCCAGGGCUCCUCUGGCCUGUCGCUCCCUCCGGUCCUGAAGGUGGGGCCCAGGCCUGGGUUGCCAUGGAUACCGUGUCCCUAGAGCACCAGAUCCAGAGCGUGCAACGCCACAUCAGCUUCCUGAAAAAAGAGCAGAUGGCCCUGCUGCGAGACCUGCACCUGGAAAUCCUGAGGCUGCAGAAACGCUGCUCAGAACUGACCCAUGACCUGGAGAUGCGAGAAGCCCAAUCUCACCAGCAAGAGGCGGCGUCGAGGGAGCUAGAGAGCAGGUGCCGGGAGCUUGAGUCGCAGCUGGCGGAGCGGGCGGCGGCCAACUCCGAGCUUCGGCGGGAGGUGGCGCAACGGGAGGCGCUGGUGUCGGCGCUGCGCUGCAGCUUGCGGGCGGAAGAGCGCCGCUUCCUGGAGGAGCUGCGUCGUCGCAGCCACCGUGCCACCGUGCUGGGCACUGAGCUGCAGAAGCACACCGAGGCGGCCGCCUAUCUCUCCUGCCAGCUGCACGCCGCACGCCAGAGACUGCAGACACCGCGCCCGGGGCCCGGCGCCGCAGCUGAACCCCGACCCCGCCGGCGCGCGCAACGGGCUCGCCGCCCGCCCGCUACGGAGGCCGCCUCCAAGGGCCCCUCCGGCCGGGACUGGGCUUCUUGGGACCGCGCGGCCUGCGCCUUGGACGACACCGAUCCUAUGCCCGACCCCGCGCUCUUCCUCAACGCCCGGAGGCCCCCGCGGCCCAGCGGCCGCAGCCCGCGCCAACCGCCACCCCAGGAGCCCCCGGACCAAGCUGACCCACCGCCUGCGCCCAGUGCGCCCGGGGCCCCGGAGUAGGCGCGGCGCUGGCGGGGCGGCAGGGAGCGGGAGAGGCUGGCUCUUGCAGACAGGGCUUGGGGGGCCGAGGGAGCCGGUCCCUCUUCCAGGCAGCGGGCUGCGACGGCCCCGGCUCUUCCAUCCCUUCCAACCGCCCCCAGCCUUUUGUAUUUCCCAACGUUUUCGAAGCUUCGAGCUCUCCCCUUACGCGAAGGAGCUCCUCUGCGGGGCUCCGCGAGUGCACCUUUUGGGUAGAGCACUCUUAAUACUGAUCGUUAACUGAUCCCCACCCUGCCACUGGGAGGGGAGGGGCGGGGUUCACGCCCCGUCCCGGGAAAACUGACAAUCGUUAGGCGGGAAGGGGAAUGCUGGGCUGUCCUAAGGAAAAGAACCGGAGUAGCACUUAGCACCCCUAGGCCUUCCAGCUGUACCCCUCCCCACCCCCAUCCCAGUCCCCCCGCGGCCUCCCACAGCCCCGCACCGCUGUCCUUCCCUCCAAGCCUUCCUCCUAGGAGAGGCUCGGGUUCAGGGGCUAGAGGCUGGACCUUUCUCCUCGGAGCCGCUUCUCCUCCCCCUAUCCCGCUAAUAGAUCCUUACAGAUGAGCACCUAACACUUUAGAAGACACCUCCUCCCAGAGUCUCUGGUGGGGAAAGUAUAGCCUGAUGGAAGUUUGAACUUCUGGAAGGUAGCGCCACAGGCCCUUAACAUUAUGGGUGGGCUUGGUGGCCAAGCCUAGUCUAGAGCUGUCUCCAACGCAGGUCCCCUACGGGGAGGUGGGCGGGGGGGGACAACUGAGGGAUUUAGACUGGGAGCUGUGCUGGGGAAAUGAAGGACACUCAGGCCUACUGAGGGGCAGAAACGGCCUUCAGGAGGUAGCUAGGAGUCGGAAGGCACCCUGGGAGUUUUCCUAGUCCUGUGUUUUGGUGUUAAUUUCACCCAGCUCCCUCAUUAGCUGGAUGCACCCAGAGGCUGGAGGAAGGGCCUGGCUUCCUGGAAGUGACCAUGGAUAGAGGUUUGAGUUUGCUGGGGAGGAAGUCCCCAGCCUGGCCCCCUCCAGGGAUGUCCCAGUGCUGUCAGACCUGACAGUGGUGGGGUGCCCAGAGCCCUUCUGUCUAGGCUGAGGAGUGGCAAAAGGGAAAAUGGAAUGUCCCACCUGCUGGCUGCCUUUCUCCCCUGCUCUGCUGUCAUGACCAAAGGCAGUUUCCAGUUCAGCUCUGCCCUCACUCCAAGUCCAGCCUAGAAAGAAAGAGAAACCCCACCCGCAAGCCAUCCGUCUGUUGGUCCUGCAGUUCCUGCAUUGAGUCCUAAGUGCCUGUGAGGUGUUCCAGGGACUGCAGAGGGCGGGCAUGGGGGAGGGAGGGGUCUCUCUUUACCUCACUCGCAAACACCCCAUCUUGGCAGGCCCUGACCCUGGCUGAGGCUGAGCCUUCUCUGUGUCACCCAGGGAUCCACGAGAAGAGCAGAGCCAAUGUCUAGGUGAGAUAAGCCCUUCUUGCAUCACAGCCCCCAUGAAGAAGAGGGGCAAUCCCCAAUCAUACCCUCUUUUACUCCAUAUGUUAGAGGGAGUGGGAAAUGGGCCAGAAGCAAAGCCCAGGCGCACAUUCCCAGCCCACACACACACAGUGCCCGCCCCAGCCUGCCACUCUCAGGGCUGCUGAGACCGCUGAGCAAUAACCAGCCUGGUCGAAGUGUCCAGCCACUGGGAUGCAGAGGCCAAGGUAUUGGCACCCUUGGGACAGACAGUGCUGUCCAGUCUAACUUGGACCACAGUAGUGGCCUAGGGUCCUUGCUCCACCUGCCCCUGUCCCUACCCUCCCCAGUCUGUGUCUCCCCUCCAGGGUGUGUAACUCAGUGUACCCUGUCACCCCCCUUUCACAGUGUGACUGGGUGAGGAGGCCUCUCUCAGCUGCACUCACUGGAAGGGCCCAGAGGACUGUGGAAAGGAGGGAAAGGGUGCCUUUCUGGGGGUGCCCACCCAAGCCUUCAUCUUUAUAACCACACUUUUGGGGUGAACAGGGUGACUUUGUUAUGUUGAUUCUUCUUCAGAGAUGGUGAAAUACUUUAGCCACCUGCCCACUAAAAGCCAUAGCUGUCCCCACCUGGCCUCCCCCAGCUCUAUAGCAAUAGCCCUCUUCCCUCUCCCUCCUGAACCCAAGGUGUCCAUCUGGGGACCCUACCAAACCCCACCCCAGGGAUCCUCAGGUGACCCGCCUGCCUCUCCCGAAGUGAUCCUGAUUGGCACCUCCCAACUCCUGUCCCUCUUCCAACAACCAGAGGUAAUGACAGUUCACUGUCUGUGGGGUGCUUGGAGAUCCCCCAGAUGAAAGGCUCUAAGUGCUAGGGCGGCUGACUCAACUCUCCGCCUGGGAAAGGAAAUAAGACAACAACCCUUCCCACUCCACUCAGCAAGCUGGGGCAGAUACAGGAUCCAAUUUUAACAGACAUUCCCUUUUCCCAUCCCUCUCCUGGACUACAGACUCCCCUCUACCCCUCUGCCCUGCCCCAGGUUUGGAACAAAACCCUCAGGGAGCAGAAUGGGACUGGAGACAGUGGCCUGCCCUCAGCUUCUGGCGCCCCCUCCCUUCCCCUAGCCUGGGGGACCCACCCUGCCAAAGGAAGACCCCCCACCAAACUAAGCUUGGAAUGCUUAGGUGACAAGAAGGGAAAGGACUGUUUCUUCAUCCCUCUUCUCUGCACAGAUCCCAUUGGGAGAGGAGCAUGUUGACAUGAUGAUCAGGGGCCCCGGUUGGAGCUCCAGACACACUCCAAGUGUAGACAGACCCAGGAAGGAGAGCUGCAGGUAGGGACCAGUGGGCAAUACCGUGUGAGGGUCUGUGCCCCUGUCUCCCCAUAUCCCACCCACAGUAGCCUGCAGUUUGGGAAACCAGUCCAGGGCUGUUAGGGGGUAGCUCUUCCCCACAUAAGCUGCAGAAUGGAGGCUGCCUUUGUGGAGAGGAAGGAGGCCUAGGGGUGUGGAGCACCUCCUCAAUGCAGAGAGCCGGGGAUCUCUGAGCACUUGCUCAUGGCGGUGCCAGCCUUGAAUGGGAGACGGGCAGGGCAGGGCAAAGGCAUCCUGCUCCAAAUUCUCUGUUGGCUGUGCUUUUUAAUCCAAUGCUUUUCAGAGUGUAUUCACUCACCCACAGAAAUAGAGCCCUGUGCUUUAGGGGUGAUUGUCAUAUGCCUUAUUCUUAAUAAAAUAUCUGAAAAAUCCACAA
This is a messenger RNA of Phyllostomus discolor (pale spear-nosed bat), 4235 nucleotides long. RefSeq names its product coiled-coil domain containing 92B (gene CCDC92B). The record is from RefSeq and is a predicted model, not a curated record. The transcript has 4 exons. Lineage: Eukaryota; Metazoa; Chordata; Mammalia; Chiroptera; Phyllostomidae. The coding region runs from base 282 to 1040 and encodes 252 amino acids.